This is a messenger RNA of Macrosiphum euphorbiae (potato aphid), 1125 nucleotides long. The record is from the annotation of a GenBank genome assembly. NCBI's taxonomy places the organism in Eukaryota, Metazoa, Arthropoda, Insecta, Hemiptera, Aphididae.
AUGGAAUACAACUUAGGAGAUAAUCCAGUUACUGCACAUUCAUGGAAUGCAAAUAGAACUCAGAUAGCAGUAAUUCCAAAUAGUAAUGAAGUGCAAAUAUACAAAUAUGAACCAAAUUUGAGUGAUUGGACAUUGUUAGAUAAUCUAGAUCAGCAUGGACUUCUAGUAACUGGAAUUGAUUGGGCACCUAACACUAAUCGAAUUGUUACUUGCUCAGCUGAUCGUAAUGCGUAUGUAUGGACAAUUGAUGACAAGGGAAAAUGGAAACCAACUCUUGUAUUAUUAAGAAUUAGUAGAGCCGCGACUUGUGUUAAAUGGUCGCCCAAUGAAAAAAAAUUUGCCGUUGGUUCAGGAGCUCAAUUAAUAUCUGUGUGCUAUUUUGAAGUAGAAAAUGAUUGGUGGGUGUCAAAACAUAUAAAAAAGCCAAUCCGAUCUACAGUAACGGCUUUAGAUUGGCAUCCAAACAACAUGGUAUUAGCUACUGGUACUGCUGAUUUUCGAGUAAGACUGUUUAAUGUACAUAUGAAGGAAGUUGACCAGUGUCAAAAAGUAAAAACUGAAUGGGACACUGAUGAUACUUCUGUACCAAAUUUAGUUGCUGAAUUUACAAAUUCUUCUAGAGGAGGUGGAUGGAUUCAUGGACUAGCAUUUAAUAAAACUGGUAACCGAUUAUGUUGGGUUGCUCAUGAUUCAUCUAUUACUAUUGCUGAUGUUUCUAAAGGAAGCAUAGUUGUAAAUAAAUUAAAAACAAAUGAGUUACCUUUCAUAAGCUGUAUUUGGGUUUCUGAUCGAGCAUUAGUUGCUGCAGGUCAUGGAUGUUGUCCAAUGUUGUACUGCAUUGACUCCAAUAAUAAAGUGCAAUUUGUUUCUAAAAUUGACAGUUCUCAGAAAAAAGAAGCUGCUGGUUUAAGUGCAAUGAAAAAAUUUCAAAGCUUGGAUCGUCAAGCACGAAUCAACAGUGACUAUGAACUUGAUACUAAACAUCAAAAUACAUUAACAUGUUUGCGUGUUCAUACAGAGUCAAAUAAUGCCGUUUUGAAAUUCACUAGUAGUGGUUUGGAUGGGAAAAUAAUAUUAUGGGAACUCAACAGUUUAGAUAAAUUACUCCAAGGUCUAAAAAUCUAA